CGAGUCCGAGGCCGCAGGGUCGGGGCUGCUGGCGCAGCUCGCGCGCUUUCCGCGGGGUUUGGCUCCUGUCGCUUCCCGUCUCACCGAACCGGCAUCGCCGCCGCCGCCGCCGGAGCCGCCGCCAGUCCUCAGAGCCAGGCUGCCGGCGGCCGGGCGCGCCGGGAGGGGGCGCGGAGCGGGGCGCUCCAGGACGCAGACGCAGAUGAAAAGAAGUGAAGAAUUGAUAACUGAACUUCAUGAUCAAGAAGAAAUAAGUAUUCUUCGUUGCUGGAAAUGUAGAAAAUGUAUAGCAAAUUCUGGUUGCUUCAUGAAAUAUCUUGAGAAUCAAGUGAAUACGGAUAAACAUCAACAUUCAGGUGAUGAUCAGAAUGUUUGUCACGUGUGGCACAUGAAUAUAGAAGCACUUCCUGAAUGGAUAAACUGCCUGAUACAAAAAGCCCAGUGGACAGUUGGAAAACUGAAUUGCCCUUUCUGUGGGGCCCGUUUAGGGGGCUUUAAUUUUGUCAGCACUCCAAAAUGUUCCUGUGGCCAGCCUGCAGCUGUACAUCUCUCCAAGAGCCGGACCGAUUAUCAGCCAGCACAGGCAGGCAGUCUAAUGAGACCUUCGCUGAAAUACUUGUCACAUCCUAGAGUUCAGUCAGGUUGUGACAAGGAAACUCGCCUGACAGGUGGUGGCUCCCAAAACAGAAAUCAUAGGCUUUUAAACAUGGCUCUAAAUAACGAUGGCCCCGGAAGAUUAACAGAAGCACUCUGCCUGGAGGUACGAUCAACGUAUUUCCAGAUGAAGAAUGAAAAAUUGCUCUUCAGAACAAAUCCAAAAUACCAGCUUUUUGUUCCCCAGCUUGUGACUGGAAAAUGCACUACAAGAGCUUUUCAUAGAAAAUCACAUAGUUUGGAUCUGAACAUCAGUGAGAAACUGACUUUAUUACCCACUUUGUAUGAAAUACAUAGUAAGACUACUGCCUAUCCCAGGCUCAAUGAAACACGGCCUGUUGACCUUUCAGGUUUGCCUUUACAAUCUGCUAAAAAUAGCUGUUCCUUUCAGAAUCCAUCCAGUUUUGAUCCUAACAUACUGCUGCAAAGAUUUUCAGUGGCUCCCCAUGAGACCCAGACACAAAGAGGAGGUGAAUUUCAGUGUGGUCUAGAAGCUUCCUCCGUGUAUUCUGACAAUGCCAAUACUACUAGCAACCUGACUUUUCUCAUGGACCUGCCCUCGGCUGGCAGGAGCGUGCUGGAGACCUCAGACCACGAAGAGCACCUCUCCCCUCUGGACUUCCUGCGCUCGGCCAGCUUUCCAUUGGGUGCCAUUAAUCAGAGGCUAAAUAAGAGAGAGAGGAGCAAGUUGAGGAAUCUACGAAGGAAACAACGACGGCAUGAAAGAUGGCUACAGAAGCAGGUUAAAUACCCAGGAGUGGGAUUGCUGAAUCAUAUGACUUUGAAUAAUGAGAUGAGUACAGAUGAUGAAAACGAAUAUGCAGAAGAAAAGGAUAGCUACAUCUGUGCAGUGUGUCUGGAUGUUUAUUUCAACCCUUACAUGUGUUAUCCUUGCCACCACAUCUUCUGUGAGCCCUGCUUACGGACUCUGGCCAAAGACAAUCCUGCAAGCACUCCCUGCCCAUUGUGUCGGACAAUUAUAUCUAGAGUCUUUUUCCAGACAGAACUGAACAAUGCUACAAAAACUUUCUUCACUAAAGAAUAUUUAAAAAUAAAACAAAGCUUUCAAAAAUCAAGUUCUGCAAAAUGGCCCCUACCAAGCUGCAGAAAAGCAUUUCAUCUUUUUGGAGGUUUCCACAGACGGGCAGCUCCAGUUACAAGAAGGCAGUUCCCACAUGGUGCACAUAGAAUGGAUUAUCUGCACUUUGAGGAUGAUAGCCGUGGAUGGUGGUUUGACAUGGAUAUGGUGAUCAUCUAUAUUUAUUCAGUGAACUGGGUCAUUGGGUUCAUUGUGUUCUGCUUUCUUUGCUAUUUUUUCUUUCCGUUUUAGGAAUUUUCAUACCUUACUCUAAUUGAACAAUCAUAAAUGAUGUAAAUAACAAUUGCUUAAACCUUUUUUUAAAUGUGCUUUGAAGUUUUUAUAAUAUUGCAUUGUAUAAAUUCUUGGUGUUUAUAAAAAGCCUGAGAAUAAUGGACUUAUUUAUUAAUGAUUUUCAUUAACAAACUAAACUUUACUCAAGAGCUAGCCUAGCCAGCACUUAGCAACAAUGUUUUAUUAAUAUCAUAGUUCUUGGUUUAGGAUUUCGGGUUCUACUUUUACAAUGUCAUUUUUAUACUUAUCUUCAUUGUACAGACAGAUUUUGUCUCCACUUAGAAUAGUAAAAUACAAAAUGAAAUGAUAAUCUGGACAGACAGUGUAUCUUGAUUGCUAAAAUAUUUAGUCAAUCACCAUUUAUUCUCAGGCAAAUUAUAUAUAUUAAAGAUAAGUAAUAUUCUCUGGGAACUAAUUUAGCAGGGUAUAUUCAGGUUUGGUUUCCAGUUAUCUCUGCCUAUACCCCCUUCUAUUAUCAAGAAAACUUACCAUCCUUUUUGAACAGACCUAAAAAUAUCUUUAGUGUAACAGUUUUAGUUAUUAUAAGCAACAGUAGUAAAUACAAACAAUGAGACUAAUCCCCAACAAUAGACAUUUCAGAGAACUAUGUUAAAAUUUUCCAAAUUGCAGGAUGAAUCACCUGAAAAUAUUUUUAAAAAUUACUGGCUUUCAGUAGUCUAAUAAAAUAAUGCAUGUCCAAAUGUAAUUUAGUGAUUCAUUGAACUAAAAUAUUGUUAAAUAUAUUGUUAAUGUGCAAUAAAGAGUGACUUUUAAAC
Molecule: messenger RNA, 2802 nt
Organism: Lepus europaeus (European hare)
Lineage: Eukaryota; Metazoa; Chordata; Mammalia; Lagomorpha; Leporidae
Gene: RNF180
Product: ring finger protein 180
Exons: 8
Coding region: 203-1984 (593 amino acids)
Biological process (GO): protein polyubiquitination; serotonin metabolic process; positive regulation of proteasomal ubiquitin-dependent protein catabolic process
Cellular component (GO): endoplasmic reticulum membrane
Molecular function (GO): ubiquitin protein ligase activity; ubiquitin conjugating enzyme binding; metal ion binding
Source: RefSeq, a predicted model, not a curated record